AUGCUGCAAGCAUAUGAAAUUUUGUACCUGUUUUCUGUAAGGGACUUUCCGAAGAAAAUCUACGAGCAUUUAUAUCCUGCGGUAGAACUCUCUGCGGAGCGUGCACAAAAACCCACAGAAGUAGACCAUCGCUUGGGAUCUUGUAACACCCUUCAGGUGCCUAGCUGCCAUGCCACCCGGAGGAAGCAGGAGGGCUGGGAUACUGCCAGGUUGCCCAAGCCUAGACAAGGAAAGUCGAAUGGCAGAGGUCGGGUUCGAACCACGGACCUUCCGAAUAGUCCGAUAGUUCACCCGAAUGCUGAGAUUAUCUCUAGUGCUGAUGCCCCCACUUUGGAACUUUUGGAAGGACCGUUUGUCUAA
Opisthorchis viverrini is the source of this 360-nucleotide messenger RNA. RefSeq lists its product as hypothetical. The transcript is spliced from 4 exons. Bases 1 to 360 code for a protein of 119 amino acids. The record is from RefSeq and is a predicted model, not a curated record. Lineage: Eukaryota; Metazoa; Platyhelminthes; Trematoda; Opisthorchiida; Opisthorchiidae.